AUGAAAUGUUUGACUAUAAUUUUACAAGUCCUGUGUAUUUCAAGUUUAUCCCUUGCAACAUUGUCACCUCCCUCCGAUAAAAAAUCACAAAAAGAAGUAAAACCCCAAGAAGGUUCUAGGAAAAAUAAUGUUUUAGAUCGAAAAUUGGUAGCUGAGACUCCGUACGUGAAAGAUAUACUCAAAUAUCACGCAACUUAUCAUCAAGACGUACAUGUAAAAAAUUUUAAUAAUUUGGUGUUAGGCUUUGUAACACCGUGGAACAAUAAAGGUUAUGAUGUUGCAAAGAGAUGGGCGUCAAAAUUUAAUUAUAUUUCCCCUGUAUGGCUGCAAGUUAAAAGACAAAGUUCCAACAUAUACAUAAUUUCUGGUCUUCACGAUGUGGAUAAUGCGUGGAUGAAGGUGGUUAAACAAAAAGGAACCGAUACUGGCUUAAGAAUUGUACCCAGAUUAUUAUUUGAAAACUGGCAGCCGUCAGAUUUAAAGGCAUUUUUCAUCGAACCAUCGUCAUACAGUGAACAGAAAGCAUUGAUUGAAGAAAUCAAGAAAGUCUGUAAGCAAUGGGGUUUUGACGGGAUUGUGUUAGAAAUGCUUUCUCAGAUUGGAAAGUACAUUGACAAGUCAGUGAAGUUUAUACAACACUUUGGUCUUGAGAUGAGCGAGGACAAUUACCAUCUUAUUCUCGUGUAUCCUCCAUUUAGAGGGUAUCCAAGUGAUGACUUCUUUGUUCAAGCCUUCAAUGAAAUCCAUCCUUAUGUAGAUGCGGUCUCCGUAAUGACAUAUGACUUUUCAAAUCCUCAAAAACCGGGUCCCAACGCACCAUUCUAUUGGCUGAGAUUGUGCAUUGAAAAACUAAUAGGCGAUGAUGAGAAUCCAACCAAGAGAUCAAAAAUAUUACUCGGUUUGAAUUUCUAUGGUAACUCAUAUACCGCGAAUGGCGGCGGACCUAUUGUUGGUACAGAAUAUAUAGAAUUGUUGAAAAAUGCUAAACCGAACCAGGUUAUAUCAUACAACAAUAAUACUGCUGAAAAUUAUCUUGAAGUAAGGACAUUACAAGGUACUAAGAAGAUUUUCUUCCCCACACUAUACUCAAUUCAUAAAAGACUGGAGCUCGCCAGGGAAUAUCGGACUGGUGUAGCUAUUUGGGAACUCGGUCAGGGAUUGGACUAUUUCUAUGACCUAUUCUAA
Danaus chrysippus (African queen) is the source of this 1185-nucleotide messenger RNA. The record is from the annotation of a GenBank genome assembly. Lineage: Eukaryota; Metazoa; Arthropoda; Insecta; Lepidoptera; Nymphalidae.